Molecule: messenger RNA, 800 nt
Organism: Lactuca saligna
Lineage: Eukaryota; Viridiplantae; Streptophyta; Magnoliopsida; Asterales; Asteraceae
Source: the annotation of a GenBank genome assembly
AUGGUGAAUGGUGUUGUUGAUUCUGCAUUGGAUACAGAUUACAUGGAAGAUGAGAUUGAAGAAGAGGCUGAUAAGGUGUUAACCUCCAUAGCUGGUGAGAUCGCUGCUCAGCUUCUAGAAGCCGCCAGGAAGGGAUGGCUGAAGGAACCUGCCACCCCGGCUCAGAAGAAAUUAGGGCUCGCCUUGCCAAAGUAUGGUCUCCAAUACAGGAUGGUGUUUAUGAAGGUGAAGAUCAAAGAGCUGCAGCCAUAUCGAUUUAAUUUAGUUCACCCGAGUGCUAUGCGGUACACAUCAGAUGAUGAAAUGGAAUUUCUUAAUCCAACUACAAUUUUGAAGGAGGUGUAAUCAAAACCACCAAUCUCUGAUUCCUUCCCAAAUUAUUUUCCUGCAAAGAGAAAUCUUGCUUUUAGGGUCUGCUUUCUAUCUUUUGUUCUAUGACUUUAUCCUACACUUAUCAGAAAGAUCACUAAUGUUUGUUUGACAAUAAUACCUAUAUAAUCAAACUAAACCCAUAUAUAAAUAACAUAAUUUCCUAAUUUGGUUAUGUGAUUCUAUGAUUCUAUUGAUUUUCUUUGUGAUGUUUCUGUCGAUUAACAUGACAUAUGUUUGUUUGUUUGUUACUACAGCUUAGGUAAACCCAAUAAUAAUAGAUAUAAAUCAAAGGCCAAUAUCAUCAUAGUUCCACAACUAUAGUUGCAUUAUGAGAUUACUUUCGGGUUUGAAUGAUAGAUUCAGUUUACAUAUUUUACUGGCCUUCUAUUUUUUUUAUUCUUUUUUUUUUUUUUUCAUUUGUGGGCAAA